Anguilla rostrata (American eel) is the source of this 2521-nucleotide messenger RNA. RefSeq names its product caldesmon, smooth muscle-like. Gene Ontology annotation, molecular function: actin binding; myosin binding; calmodulin binding. Bases 1080 to 2255 code for a protein of 391 amino acids. NCBI's taxonomy places the organism in Eukaryota, Metazoa, Chordata, Actinopteri, Anguilliformes, Anguillidae. The transcript has 13 exons. Gene Ontology annotation, cellular component: actin cytoskeleton. The record is from RefSeq and is a predicted model, not a curated record. Gene Ontology annotation, biological process: angiogenesis; muscle contraction; actin filament bundle assembly.
CAUCAACAUGUACAGUACAUGUGACUGCAUGAGCAGAGUUACAAAGUACAAGGAAAUGGCUUCUUCAGCUGAGGUUGACCUUCUGGCUGUAGAAGUGGAAGAGGACAUCUAAGUCUUCACUUCAGUGAGGGAGGGGUCUUGGAGCAGGUCAUUAAUGACAUCAUAGUAACUUCAUGAGUGCCCUACAGCCUGACCAUCUUGUGCGAGCGUCAUGUGCUCUGGUGAAGACUGUGUGUUGUUUCCAUGGUAAUAGAUAAUGUGUGGGGGUUUUUCUCUGCUCUGGUGCUUCCUUCCUUAUUCCUGUGGUGUUGGAUAACAUUUUUAGAUUUCAGUGUUUAGCAGAUGCUCUGUGUCACAGAGACCUGCGUGCUUACUGGUUUAGGGCAGUAAGCACAGGUUGGGCUAGUAAACCCAUGAUAAAUGCUCUGCGUUGCUUGAGCCAAGAUGGAGUGUAAAGAGGUUCGCUUUCGUUCUGCGGCGGAAGAAUACACGCGCGCUUCGGUCGCGAGCCGUUUUCUUUUCCGACUGUUCCCCCGAGCGGUCGAGACGCGUCCCGGGGGCGUGGUUUCGGCGUGACGCGUCGCGGCGAAUGAGAGCUCAUCACCAGGGCUGCAAGAGCCGGUUCUGCCCUGGAAUUGGUUCGGGGCUUAGAUUGAACUUACCCCUCUCUAAACCUCUCCUGGCUGGCCUCAAAUUAGGGGGGGGCCCCCCUUGCCUCACGCCUCGAACUCUCAUCGCCGUCGAGCGGCGGAGGGAUUUUAUUGGCUCGCGUCGUUCCCGGUCUGCGGUGUCAGAGGAGAAACUGAAGCGCUUGGCGCGUGGGCUUCCCUGGCAACGGCGGUAUCUUAUCGCGCGGCGGGCGCAAUAGAACCCUGAACGCUGCAGCAUUUGCUUAAAGGUCCCACCCGCACCGGUGGGGGUGCGCUAGCCAUCAGUCACAAUCUAGAAUCAGCUGUCAGAGGAACAAAGAGGACGAGGAGGAGGAGGCGUCACCGAAACGCCGGCGAAGGUCUCAUCGGAGGCGGCUGCACGACACGGACAGCGCGGAGGCGGUCGCCACGGCGACGGCGAACAGCAGCAUGGCUGAGACGGACAGGAGCAUCGCCCAAUCCCUGAGCCCCACCGCCAGUGAGGAGGGCCAGGAGGAGGGGGCGGACCCCGCGGUCUCCGGGGGCGAUGAGAGCGGCCGGGAGGCGGGGCCAGCGGGCCGUGACCCUGAAACCGGCACCCGGGCGGAGAGCGAGGGGGAGGAUGAGAAGAAGAUAGGAGAGGAAGAGGAGGAAGAGGAGGACGAGGAGCACGAAGAGCCAGAGGCUGUAGCACUGCAGAAGGACGAGGCAGGAGAGGCCGAUAAGGAGAACGCGGUCGCUCCCCGGCCAAAAGAACAGGAGGGAGGUUUCCAUGACGACGACGCUGCCGCCGGCAAACACGGGAGACCGGAGAGUCGUGGGAACCCGCUCUCGUCGGAGGCGCGGGAGGCAGACCGGAGGGCGGAGGAGGUGAAGCGUCGCCGCGGCGACCCUGAGAGCGAGGAGCUGAAGAGGAUGAGGCAGGAGACCGAGGCGGAGCUGCAGGAGCUGAGGAAGAGGAGGGAGGAGAGGAGGAAGGUGCUGGAGGAGGCGGAGAAGCGGAAGAAGCGGGAAAUGGAGGAGAGGAAGGCCAGGGAGGAGGAGGAGAAGAGGCAGAUGAAGGAGGGGAUCGAGCGGAGGAGGGCGGAGGCCGCGGAGAAGAGGCAGAAGACGGAUGGGGAGGCCGCCAAGCCCUUCGUGUGCGUCGGCCCGCGGGGGUCCUCCCUGAAGAUUGGGGACAGGGCGGAAUUUUUGAACAAGUCUGCCCAGAAAAGCAGCACAUUGAAGACUUCACACACGCCGACCAUCUCCAAGAUCGACAACAGACUCGAGCAGUACAACACCGCACUCCAGAGGGAGGCCCGGCCCUCCCGCCUGGCCCUGGACCUGCCCGUGGUGACUGAUGGGAUCCGCAGCCUCAAGACCCGCUGGGAGGAGGGGGACGUGAUCGGGAACAUCAACAUCAACAAGGAAUCAGCCCAUGUGAAGAUCGCCGUGGCCGAGCUCAUCAGCGACUGGCUCCACCGGGCCCCCGAAACCCCCAAAUCCCCGGGAGGGAUGCCUGCCGACCUGAAACCUGGUGAUGUCACCAACAAGCGCAGCCUAUGGGAGAACAUGAGCUCCGCCCCAAAGACGCCAGAUGGAGACGUGAGCAAGCCGGUCGCCAACGGAAAGGCUCCGGUUUGACCGCUACACAUUCCGAAUUUCCAAACGGGAACUAUGCUUUGCUGCUCAGCGAAUACAGGACUAGUUCCACUUCGCGACGUUGGCUUCACUUCAGCGAACAUACGAACGUGUUCGGCGACGCUAGCGACCGCAAAGGAUGAUUUUAUGGAAACCAAAACGAAAGUAUUUCAACGCUGCCCUCAUGGAAUGCGCGCAUCUCUUUACCCUGCCGGGAAGCACAACAGCAAUGAAAAUACGAGCUGCGCGCUGUCAUAGAAACGAGUGAU